AACGUGGGUCUGCGUCGCAGCGGGCAGAUCGAGGGCGUCCGCCAGAUGCACAGCAACGCCCCGCGCAGCCAGAUGGCCACAGAGGGAGACCUGGUGGCCUGGAGCCGCAGGGUGCUGGUCCCGGAGCUGGAGAACGCCUCUGUCAGAAGACAGAUAAACUGGCGUGAAGCUAAAGGGGAAGGGAGUAAUAUUUAUCAGUCAGAGAGGAGGCGAGACCAUCCACUCUCUCCCUAAGGAGAGCAGGGUUCACCCCACAGCCGAGUCGGUCGACGAGGGGAGGCGGAGCCAGGGUAACCACGGCUACCACACACGCGCAGCCAUGGAGGAGACGAGCCGCCAGAGCGCCGAGGCUGCCGACGACGACGAAAGCACCUCAGAGGUAGACACGGGAGAGGUGGAUGUUCGGCAAAUCAACGGGCAUUCCUCCUCCGAGGAGAAGGAAGAGGAACCAAAGGAGCCCUGGCCGGAUGACCACAGUAGUUCAAGCGACUACUCCAGCGAUUACUCCGACUGGACGGCGGACGCCGGGAUCAACCUCGAACCGCCCAAGAAGAGCGUGAAAGUGAAAAAGAAAAGCAGCAGCUCGGAGGAAGACGGGGAGAAGAAGAGGGAUGGGAAGAAGGAAAGAAAGAAGGAUAAAGUAGACAAAGACGACGCAUUACCAAAGAAGAAGCAGCCAAAGGAGAAGAGAAAGAGGGCCGAGUUUCAGGAGCAAGGGCUAACUCUGGAGGAGUGGCUUCCUUCUGCCUGGAUCACGGACACGGUCCCCCGGAGAUGUCCCUACAUACCCCAGAUGGGAGACGAGGUGUACUACUUCAGACAGGGCCAUGAAGCCUAUGUGGAGAUGGCCAAACAAAAAAAGAUUUACAGCAUCAACGCUAAGAAGCAGCCCUGGCACAAGAUGGAGCUACGGGAGCAGGAACUGAUGAAGAUAGUUGGCAUCAAGUAUGAGGUUGGCCUGCCCACACUGUGCUGUCUAAAGCUGUCCUUCCUGGACCCUGACACGGGCAAACUGACCGGAGGAUCCUUCUCUAUGAAAUACCACGACAUGCCUGAUGUGAUCGACUUCCUGAUACUGCGGCAGCAGUUUGACAACGCCAGAAGGAGGCAGUGGAGUAUAGGGGACAGGUUUCGGUCAGUGAUUGACGACGCCUGGUGGUUUGGGACCAUUGAGAGCCAGGAGCCCUACCAGCCUCAGUAUUCUGACAGCCUGUUUCAGUGCUACAAUGUCUGCUGGGACAACGGAGACACGGAGAAGAUGAGUCCUUGGGACAUGGAGCCCAUACCUGAUGAUGCCACGUUCCCUGACGAGUUAGGCACCAGUGUCCCGCUGGUAGAGGAGGAACAGAAGGAGCUGCUGUACGUCCCGCUGGACGGGGAAUGGGGCUGCCGCACACGCGCAGAGGAGUGCGAACGCAUCAUCAAGGCCAUCGACCAGCUCUGCACACUCGAUGUUGCCGCGCCAUUUGCCUUUCCAGUGGACCUCCAAGCUUACCCCACAUACUGCACGGUGGUGGCCUACGUCACCGACCUGAGCACCAUACGGGAGAGGCUGGUCAACCGCUUCUACAGGCGGCUGUCCUCUCUGAUGUGGGAGGUUCGUUACAUCGAACACAACGCGCAGACGUUCAACGAGCCCGGAUCGUUCAUCGUCACUACGGCCAAGUUUGUCUCCGACCUCAUGCUGCAAUUCAUUAAGGACCAAAAUCUGACGGACCUCAAGCCCCUUUACAAAACUAUGAAGAAGGCGACCUUCUCGGACUCUGAAGAUGAGGACGAUGAGGAAGAGGAUGAGGAUACUAAUACUCCUGGAACAUCCACACGAAACCAUAAGGGUCGUCGACCCACUCAGCGGCAACUGCGAACCCGACCCCCGUCAUACGACCCCCACGCGUGGCGGGGCCGCUGUAAGGAGCUGCUGGACCUCAUCUUUCAGUGUGAAGACUCGGAGCCCUUCAGAGAACCCGUGGACCUGCAGGAAUACCCGGACUACCUGCAAAUAGUGGACUCACCGAUGGACUUCGGCACCGUUCUCAACACGCUCAAAGAUGGAAAGUACCAAUCUCCCAUCGAGCUCUGCCAAGAUGUCCGCCUCAUUUUCAGCAAUUCCAAAGCUUACACGCCCAGUAAGAAGUCUCGGAUCUACAGCAUGAGUCUGAGGCUCUCUGCACUGUUUGAGGAGCAUGUCAGCUCCAUUUUGGCCGACUACAAAGCCAUCCACGGCCUGACCAAUAAACUGACCAGACAGGGGACAGACAGACAGACACGACACACUACGGACAGACAGACACGGCACGCCAUGAAGAGGAGGAGGAGGAGGAGCGAAUCUCCAGCUAGCAGCACCGCGUCCAGUCCAGAGAGGAAGAGACGUGUAUCAUCCAGGGGGACGGGAAAAAAGGAGCCGUCGCCACCACCUUCACGGGCCUCCUCUCUGAGACAGAGCGUCCCCGUCAAACAGCCCCCCCAGCUGGUCAACGGGAAGGCGGACACAGCGGCCGCGGGGCGGACGCGGAGCGCGGCGCGCCAUUCUACACACUCUCCACCCUCCUCUUCCUCCUCACAUAACGCUGGAGGCAGCACACAGAGCACAGCAGAGUCUACUCGCUCGCUGCGGGCUCACAACUCCGUGUCAGCUUCAACAACAGCAGCUCCUCAAAGGGUGACACCCUCUCCAGCCGCAGACAGUAACAGUGGAGGAAGCACCCGGAGGAAACUCAGGACUCCUGUACGACUCACACCUGGAUCUCCCGCCAGUCCUUCAUCUCCGAGCACAGUCCACCUGAACGGCCACAGUAGUCAUGUGACGCUGGGAGUGGGGAGGAGGGGGCGGAAAUCCAAAGUGGAGCCACCAGCGAGUCCUCCAGAGGUUCCGGCUCCGGAGAGCCCUUCGAGACCCAGAGGCCGCCCUCCGGGCAAGAAGAGGGGCAGGAAGAGCAAGCAGGAGCUGGAAGAGAUGAGCCGUAGCUCCUGCAAGCGCAGGAGCUCCACACCCGACGAUGAGCUCGACCAAUCGACGGGGGAUGAAGGCGGGACGUCUUCCGCUCAGGAAACAUCUGUGCUGUCGGACUCCGGCGCGCCGUCGACACCGAGGCGGCGGGGCCGGCCCCGAGCGGUAAGAACUGACGAAGCCGCUCCGCCUGCUGAGUCGCCGGAGCCGUCUCCGCUGAGGAGGAGCAGCAGGAGGGCCAACGAAGAGGCCACGCCCCCUCCGCAGACUGCUCCUCAACGAUCCAAUCAGAGGGAGUCUCCAAACGAGGAGGAAGGAGACGAGGCUGGAGGGUCGAUGCGCACGCGAAACCAGGGGCGACGGUCGGCCUGGUACAUGGAAGAGGACUCCGAGGAGGAGCAGAGGCAGCUGCUGUUCGAGGACUCGUCAAUCACCUUCGGCACCUCCUCGAAGGGACGUGUUCGCAAGCUGACAGAAAAGGCCAAAGCCAACCUCAUAGGCUGGUAACCGGGACAACGGAACAGACCAACCGGAUGUGAAGAGGAGGCCGACUGCCCCGACAGAGAAGAAAUCUGCCUGAGAUUGGGCUAAAGCGAGGAAGUCAUGCUUGGUGUUGUGUGCAUCUGUACGCAGGUAAUGGGGGAGCUGCUAGUCCAGCUGCUGCUAUGGCGACGGAGAGACACAACAGCGCAGUUAUCUGUCCACUCCUCCCUCCUCUCGGCCCAGAAAGUCCAUUGCCACGCCAACCGACGGCUUUCCGACAACAACGCUAAUCAUUUGUUCCACCUCCUCCUACAUUAUUGGUCCAUGUUGGAUCCCACGGGAGCUCACUGACUCUGGUGGUCUCGUCCGGACUCGCUCCUGCCCCGUGAACCACUUCUCUUUUUUUUUUUUUUUUUUUUUUUGCAUGUUAAAUAGAAAGAAAAAGCGUCUCUUUUUUUUUCCCUAUAAGCUGUUUUUACCGUGAGGAGAAAAAGGAUGCGUGGGUGAAAGGGGUCAUUUAUAUGUCUCGACAGAUCAUGUUUCAAAUGGGUCCUCAACAUUAGCAAUACCUUGUGCCUUUAUGUCUUUGGUGUGUGUGUGUGUGUGUGUGUGUGUGUGCGUGUGCAUAAGCGUGCUUGGCCUCUGCCCUGCAAAGUACAUGUGCCUGUAUGUGUACGGAGAAGUUGUGACUGUGUGAGUUUGCGUAACUGAAGGAGUGUGUGUUCACUUUCAGCGUACAAACAGUGGCAUACAGUUGGAUCGUUGUGAAACCUCUCAAAGAAAUGUAUUUAUAGCAGUGGGAAAAAAAACGUUGCUGUUGUUGUAAAACCAUAAAUCAUGUCAAUAUAUCUAAUCCUGUAACCAACCUAUGGUCAGUUUCUACCUACGGUACAGCCGGUGGAGCUUUGGGGGACUAGCUGUGAGAUCACUUACCACAGGCCGGUUAUCAAUGCAGUCGAAGGGAUUAACCCCGUGUAUUUUAAAUAUCGUUAACAUAUAAAAAGGAACUUUUUAAAUGUUGAUAUGUUUCUAUGGUGACCGCACACAUGCACGCACACAAAUCCACACACAAUUCUGUCCCUCGCGUUCUAGCACUUUUGUCACGCUUGGAGCGAACAGGAUCGAGCCAGAUCAAACUGGAUCGGACUGAAGUUGGACGGAAAACCCGAGAGCGGGAUAAGACAAGUCUUAUGUUCAUCUUUUCUGAUUGUGUGCCUUCGCUACGCUGGCAUAGUGAAUCCUCGGUUUCUGCUUUCGGGGCCUUUUUUUUUUUCCCCUUUUGUUUUUGUGGACUUCUUGGUUCCGCGCGUUGCUGGGUUCAGAGAACUGGACUUCGGGGACUGGACUGGACCUGAUUGUCUUGUAUAAUGAAAGAGAGCAAAGACUGGAAAAUGGGGACAACAAAAUAUGUCACUCUCUCUCUGUACACACAACUAAUGGACUGAGUUUAUAAGGAUGCCGGCCUCCAGUUUGAGCAUGGAUCGGUUUUUACCCCGGCACAGGGCAACUGUAUCCCAAAAUCAGCUGAUUGUGUUGUGGGCUUGAACUGGACGUUAGCAUCUAUAUACACCCGGUUUGUUUUCAUAGGUCACAUAUUAUUGAACAUAUAUCUGUUUAUCACUGCUUUUUUUUUGGAUUUGUUAACGCCAAAUUCUGUCUUUGGGCACUGAAGUUGUAGAACAUGGCUUUUGAAUGUGUUUAUUUUCGGUCUCCACGGUGAGCGUGCGAUGUGUCGACUGUUUUCUGUCUGUGUGCUUCGCCAUACAGGACGAUGUUCCAGUGACUAGAUCUGUGGAGUUAGAAGGGUUUUUAUACUCUUGUCACACUUAUUUGAGGAUACAAUUAACAACCGUUCUUGUUUCCCCCCACUCUGUCUGGCUUAUAGCGACUUCACAAAAGAUUUGUUUAUAUUGUGUAUACAAAGAGUUUUAUUCCAGAUUGAGACAGCCUAAAAACACUGACACUUUUCUUCACAAAUGACUGUUGGCAUGAGAAUAAAUGUUAUUAUUGGGGUUUGAAUUAAAGAUAGGAACUGAUGCAUCGUGAGGGCAAAUAUAAACUCUUUGUGGGCACAUAAAGCUUUGGGUUUUUUGUCUAAAUCCACUGCAAAUAAUCAUACUGUAUAUGCACAGGUUAUCAUAAGUAGAGUGUGAAAACAAGAUUUUAGACCCGGGCUUCUCAAACCAUAGGUAUGAGCUCAAACAAAUGUUUAUAUGAGCCAACU
Molecule: messenger RNA, 5654 nt
Organism: Etheostoma spectabile (orangethroat darter)
Lineage: Eukaryota; Metazoa; Chordata; Actinopteri; Perciformes; Percidae
Product: PH-interacting protein
Biological process (GO): cytoskeleton organization; regulation of transcription by RNA polymerase II; regulation of cell shape
Cellular component (GO): nucleus
Molecular function (GO): protein binding
Source: RefSeq, a predicted model, not a curated record